This is a messenger RNA of Wasmannia auropunctata (little fire ant), 1117 nucleotides long. RefSeq names its product probable 28S ribosomal protein S26, mitochondrial (gene mRpS26). The transcript has 3 exons. The record is from RefSeq and is a predicted model, not a curated record. NCBI's taxonomy places the organism in Eukaryota, Metazoa, Arthropoda, Insecta, Hymenoptera, Formicidae. The coding region runs from base 294 to 977 and encodes 227 amino acids. Gene Ontology annotation, cellular component: mitochondrial small ribosomal subunit.
GAGACACUUGCGUUUCUUUGUAAGGCUGAUAUAGCUACGACAAUUUUAGGAAUGCGAUUUGAGUAUUUAAAUGCAAAAUUUCGGAUGUGCAAGCACAGCGAAUUGAACGAAUCCGAAUAUUCCGAAUAUGCAUGGAAACAUGGAAACCACCAUAACCUUACUUUCGGCCGAAUGGAAUGGAAGUAACAUAACCAAAGUCGGAGCGGCAAAGUGAGAAAAGAUUUGUGCUAUUUAGUUUGACUUGAAGACCCUAUUAGUUCUCUAGUUGGACUACUUAUUAUGCUCUAGCAGCAAUGCAGGCCAUGAGAAUAGUAAACGUCAACGCCUUGACAAUGAGUACCGCAGGGCUCUGCGAGACUUUCGUUCCAAAUUCCGUCUUCACACAGUGCAUACGUUGGAAGAGAAAACCAAUUUGGCUGCCCACAGCAAAAUCGAAAGUGUUCCGAGUACCAAAAAGACCUGUGAUACCUGUCGAGGAGAAUGAUGAGCUCCUGCGUUUAUAUAAUAAUUACAGGACAUAUAUGACAUCAUUUAAGGCGCAUCUAAGACAAAUUGCGAAAGAAAACGAGAUACAAUCCGACAAGAUGGCCAGCGAGCAGCCCGAAGAGGAGGACUUCAAAGCGCGCAACGUUAUAAAUGACGAGUGGAAUGCGAAAAUAGCGGAGGAACGAGAGGCCAGGUUGGCGCUUUUGAGGGAGAAACGCAGAAACAAUGUCUUGCAGAACAUGCUGGAGAGAGAGCAGAAGCAGGAGGCGUUGAAGGCGAAGUUCAGCGAAUUGGUCAGAAAGGCUAAGGAGGACUCUCCCACGUUCAUCACCGCGGAGAACGUGGACGCUGCGAUCGAGGAGUGCUUGGCGAGCGUCGUCAACCAUAACAGUGCGUUAGAUUUGGAAGGGAAUUGGCACGAAGGGAAGUAUCCCCCGAUUCCACCGGUCGAGGAGACGCAGAAACCAGCGGCUGUCGAGCAACGAAGUUAAACAUGAAAUUCAGAAGAGUAAAGCCAAGAUUUAACUGGACCUUCUUUUCCAAGUAUUGUAGACUCUCGCUGAAGUAAUGAUGAUAAUUGAUAAAUAUAACCUGUUAUAUUAAAAUUGUAAUAAAAUAGACACUUUAAAUA